UACUUCGCUUAAAUGAAUAAAGACGAAAGUAUUCGAAAAAACGGGUCAAGUGUGAAAAGCAACAUUCAACAGGAAGCGCUUGGACCUGUCGAAACGAAUGACUCAACAGCAGAUAUGGAACAGGAUAGAGGUACAUCUAUGAGGAAUGUAGACAACGGUUUUCCAUCUGGUCAUAUUGAAGAAUCUCUGUCUUCAGUUGCCCCAAGGCCAAGGGGUUAUCAUAGUACACAGUUCCUUACACAAGAAGAAACUAUUUCUGAGUCAGAAUCGAAACCAAUUUCUUAUAAACAGGCUUGUGUGGAACUUUCAAAGCAGGGUUCAACGAAUGAGGUUUCCAUUCAGUGGGGUUCAAAGCAAAAUAGUCGUAAAACACUGGUCUACCAAGCAGUCCCAGCAUUUUCACCUCGAAACCCGAAAGUGGAUGCCUUGGAGAAGACGAUAGACGAUAGACUUUUGACAGCUACUCGACUUGUAGCGACAGUCCCGUGUAAAACAAGGAUGUUCGAUGAACUUCUCAAGCAAAGUCCUGUCACUGCAGCGGACUUUGAAUUCAGAAAUGAAAACGUCUUUCUAAAGGUGCUGGAACAGAUAGAAAGUUCUGAGAAGCACUAUUUUGCAGAAAAUUCUAUGGUUAUGAGAUUAGAUCUUUUUCAGGUCUCGCAACUUGAGAGCAAAAUGGCACAGGAGGCGUGGUAUGGAGCGUUCACCAAGUUUAAACAAAUUGCCAUCGUCACUUCAGUAUCAGAUAUCGUGAAUGCAUGUCACUGGCUCCAAGUUUGCCAUUCUGGCAAAAAGUGUUUAUCUCCAACACUCUUUUUAUGGGCACAGUAUAAAGGAAAUUGUCAAGUUUUAAACGCCUUGUUUCGAGAAUUCGACCCGAUAUACUUAUAUGUAAACCUUCAUAUACUGAAGGAAAAAGGAGUAGACUCUUUAUUCUACCAAAAGCUGAAUGACUGCAAACAUCUACAUUGUUUGGUGGUGAAUGAUAUGACAAUUUCUUUAAGAGAACUUGACAACAUUCUAAAGUGUUCGUCCUCAGUCUUUGUGGGCUACCUUUCAAGUAAAAUGAUCUCCAAAGAAUUGGAAAAGGUUAAAGUGAGUUUGCAGAACAAUAUGAAAGAGGUACAUUUGAUUACGUCAGAGUUAUGCUAUCAUUUGCAGCAGACUCCUAAUAAUGACUUUAAAGAAUAUUGGAGUUUUUCUAAAGACUUUGGAACAAGACUUUGUUUCUAUCCUGACAAAGUAAAGCUAGAAUUUGCAUGUAAGGCUUUACAAGCAAACUCUACAUUAGAAAUUCUAGAUAUUGAUAGCUGCAAUAUGAAUUCUGAUGACGCAAAAAAGUUAUCAGAGGCGUUGAAGAGAAAUUCUACCCUGGAUAAUCUAUGCAUAGGUAUUAACAAGAUCAAUUCUGAAGGAGCAAGAUAUAUAGCAGACGUAUUGAAAAUGAAUUCCACACUCACAAAAUUAUCUAUUUAUGGUAAUAAUAUUGGUUCUGAAGGAGCGAGAUAUUUAUCUGAAGCAUUGAAAGUAAACUCUACAUUAAAAAUGCUCUGUAUGGGUCGCAAUAAUAUAGGUUCGGAAGGAACAAAGUAUAUUUCAAAUGCUUUGAUGCACAACUCUACCCUGACCGAAUUAUGUAUCUAUGGUAACAACAUAGAUUCCCAAGGAGCCAAAUAUUUAUCUGAAGCCUUGAAGGUGAACUCAGGUUUGAAAACAUUUCGUCUUGGUCGCAAUUCAAUUGGUUCUGAAGGCGCAAUGGUUCUGUCCAAGGCACUGGAAAGAAAUUCCACAUUGACAGAGUUAUAUAUUUAUGCCAAUAAGAUUGGCCCUGAAGGAGCGAAGCAUUUGUUUGGAGCAAUGGAAAGACAUUCCAAGCUGACAACAUUGUGUAUCGGUAUUAAUAAUAUUGGCCCAGAUGGAGCUAAAGCCUUAUCGGAAGCUUUACAAAGAAACUCCUCGUUAGAAACAUUACAACUUUAUGCAAAUGAAAUCGGCUCUCAAGGAAUGAAAUAUCUGUCAGAAGCAUUGGAAAUCAACUCAGCACUGACGACAUUCCUCAUUGGCUGUAAUGAUAUUGGCAAUGAAGGGGCAGGACAUCUUUCUGAGGCAUUAAAAACAAAUUCUACGCUGAAGGUAUUGUAUAUUUAUGGCAAUAAUAUAGAUGCAACUGGAGCAAGAUACUUGUCAGACAUGUUGCGAAGAAAUUUAUCACUGAUAAAAAUGCAUAUAUAUGGAAAUUCUAUCGGUUCAGAAGGAUUCAAUGCUCUGGUGGAAGGACUCAAAGAAAAUUAUACCAUGAAAGAACUUUACAUUAAUAUCAAAGACGAUAGCAUUGGUUCAAGAGAAACGUCCUUGAUAAGGGAGUUAUUGCAUCGAAAUAAUUGUCUUAGUGAUGAAGUCGAUUCACCGAUUUCUUUCACGCAGGAAGAAGAGCAAAUGAUUAUGGAAAGACGCAAAAAAUUGGAUCUGCCAACACAACAAGAUCACGACGCUGCCUGUAAAGCUGCCUUUUUGUUGAUAUCUUAUCUUCAGCAUCGACGCAAAUUAUGUCUAAUUGACAGUAAUGAACCGAAUAAUGCAUCACCGUCUGAUUCUUUAUUAAAGCCAUUAUUUCUGAUGGAUCCCACCGAUUUACCGAAUGUGCGAGCUCAAGAAGAAUGUUUCUUGUCAGAAACACAUUCCUAUCGUUGCGGCAUUUGCUCCUUUGUUUGUCUCUAUCCUUGCUGCUCGGACAACUGUUCGCAUAUUUUUUGCAAAGUUUGCAUAACGAGAAGGCUCGAUGAAAAUAAAAGCUGUCCUCUUUGUGAAACUCCAUGUGAGUCUUGGAGACAGGUUCCGGUUAUUGAUAGUAUGAUUCGUCAUUUAAUUGUUGAUUGUCCCUUAAAAUGCGGUUGGCAAGGGCUGCUUUCUGUUUACGAUAAUUGUCAUCAAAUGGAAUGCAUUCAUCAAAAGGGAAGGUGCAAUUUGUGUGGUUUGGAAAUGGAACUUGGACAGUUUACGAACAUACAUUUGGUUGAAAGUGAUUGCCGUAUACCAUGUCGUUACUGCAACCAAGUUAUCGGUGCACCACUCAUGGAAGUGCACGAACACUAUGAAUGUCUACUGGCUCCCUUUCAAUGCUCUCUUUGUCAAAAAAUAUUGACAUGGAAGGAUAGUUUAAAUCAUUCGAAUACAUGCUGUGGCUCCAUUCCAGCUUUUAUGGUACAUGUUGAGGGUGAUCUGGUUUCCGAUACUUGUGUUUAAAUUGUUGGUUAAUGUCAAAGUAUUAGAAACAAUUCGUUGUGGAUUUGAAAAACUCAAUAAUUCAAGUAAAUCAUUUGUUCAAUUGCGAGAUAAUGGAUACAAAAGCUGAAAGAAUUAUUGUUGGAACCAAUCAUCCUUGAACAAAUAUACUGAGAAGAUAAACUGGAGACAACUAGGAUUAUCUACUUGGUAUUUGACAUGACUGAGGUAAAUAUUUGUAACUAGCCUUGUUCAAAGUACUUUGGAAGCAAAAAACAACUUCAGACGUCAUAUCAACAAAAACUUUGUAUUAAAUCUAUAAGUGAAAAAUCUACCCGAGAAUCUACAGACACUUGACAGGUUGAUAGUCUUUGUUGACAAAUGUUUUUAAUUCCAGCAAUUGAGCUUCUCUCAUUGCGCCUAAGCUUUUUGAUGACUACCGUGUUAUGGUAGAUGCUGUUCCUGAUUGAAAGCUUGAAUAAUUGGUCCACUUGAAAAUACGACGAGAUAAAAGAAUAACAAUCAGUGAUUCAGGUGGCCGUUUCAACUCCUUGCAAAGGUGGCUGCUUGACGGAGUCUUUGUCACAGCUGUUUGUGUGGCAUCGACUUGAAGCAAGAGAAGAUCACAAAGUGCCUUCAAAGUGAGGAAGUCUAUUAAGGCAAUAAAAACCUCAAUAAUAGG
Messenger RNA from Galdieria sulphuraria, 3904 nucleotides. Its product is annotated as FBox-LRR protein. Gene Ontology annotation, molecular function: small GTPase binding; GTPase activator activity. The transcript has a single exon. Gene Ontology annotation, cellular component: cytosol; nucleus; perinuclear region of cytoplasm. The record is from RefSeq and is a predicted model, not a curated record. Gene Ontology annotation, biological process: activation of GTPase activity; nucleocytoplasmic transport. Lineage: Eukaryota; Rhodophyta; Bangiophyceae; Galdieriales; Galdieriaceae. Bases 13 to 3243 code for a protein of 1076 amino acids.